AUGGAUACUUUCCGCUUUCGCCUGAACUGCAUCGACAACUACCAGGCGGCUCCGACAGACAUCGACCCUCUUCUUCGGCGCAAUGCCGGUCCUGCAGGCCGGUUGGGCGCACCGCAAGUACCCGUAAUCCGGGCGUUUGGUGCGACCGAGACGGGGCAGAAGGUGUGCGCUCAUAUCCAUGGAGCGCUGCCUUACCUAUACCUGGAGUACAAUGGCAGCUUGGAGAAGGAUGUCGUCAACGCGUAUAUUCUGGACCUCCGCGCCUCCAUUGACCACGCCCUCGCCACCGCGUACCGCCGAAAUGCAUACGAUGGAAAGUCGAUCUACGUUGGCCACAUAUCUCUUGUCAAGGGUGUACCCUUCUUUGGAUACAGUGUUGGAUACAAGAUUUUCUUGAAAGUCUACAUGCUCAACCCUAUGCAUAUGACUCGGUUUACCGACCUGCUGCAUCAAGGAGCAAUCUUGAACCGGGUGUUCCAGCCAUAUGAGAGUCACCUGCAGUACCUCCUGCAGUGGAUGUGCGACUACAACCUGUAUGGAUGCGACUGGAUUAACUGCGCAAAAGUCCAGUUCCGGGGACCCGUUCCAGACAGCGAAGAGGUAGAUACCACUGUCCACAAGUGGCACGAUGCUUCUAUUCCCAACGAACUCAUAGCCGAUGAGGAUCAAUACCCACGCCAAAGUCACUGCACUCUUGAAGUCGAUAUAUGCGCCCAGGACAUCCUCAAUCGGCACGAACUACAAUAUCGACCCAUCCACCACGACUUCCUAGAGCGAUCGAGCCAAAUGCCACGCAAUCCAGACGACAAAUUCGUGCCGUCCAUGGCUGGUCUCUGGAGAGACGAGACGCGCCGGCGCAAACGUCGUAUGGGCCUCUCUGAUCCCUCGAGCAGUCCUUUUCCUGCUGAGGUGCUUGUGUCCAUGUCGGCUGAUAUGCGAAACACUAAGGCCGGUGGAUGGAUUCACGAAGAGGAAUACCGAGGAAUCAUCGAAAAGCUAAUCAUCGAGGAAAGACAAGGAAAGGGCGAAGCCAAAUUUGACGGUUUCGUGAAACCCAUCCCUGGCCAGGAGCGUAUCAGGACUGCUGUAGAGAGUAUCGAAGAUCUCUAUCCCGAGGUCUUGUCUACACAGCAGCUUCCAGAUGACGACAUCCAGCAAGAUGUCAACGCGUUAGAACAAGGUGGUGCGCCUGUUGACAUUGACGCCCAGCUUGCGUCUGACGAGCCAGAACCCAGACAGCCUCACAGUGACGGUGCUAUCGGGGACGGCGAAAACGACAAUCCAGCGGACGCUGACAAUCAUUCUGACACCGAGGAACAGCAAUCCAUGGAUCCCCUAACAGUAUCGUUACUCAAGAGCUCUAGUGAUAUGGAAGCUGAAGAUGCACUUAUUGACGAAGGUAUUGAUUUAGUCGACCCCGAUGAUGAUGGCCAAAAUCCAGAGUCCAGCAGCCCGAUGAGCCAAAGGAAGCGCUCUCUCGAACCCACAGAAGAAGACUACAACAAGCGUCAACGAACCCUGGCAACAACCCAGAGUACCAAUAGGCGUGUCUCGUUUCGCAACGCCCUGAACAAGAACGACGAUCCACCUCAUCCCGGUCAAUCGUCACAAGCGAGUAUCAAAGCUCAAGGCUUAGGGGCGCCGACUACUUUCUCGUUCCCUGUAGUAAAGAACCCGAAUGCACCGGAGACGCUUCAUCGCUUGAGUCAAUCUGGGUAUUCAAAUUCCCAAGAAGGGCCCAAGACACCUGGGCCUAAGCAUCUCACGGCCAGACCUUCGCAACUCGUUCCUGUGACCCCAUGGACGCAUCAAAAGACCUCGCCAAUGGUGCCGAACAGUAGUACCUCGCAAGCUCGCUCCAAGGUAGCCUCUCUAGUGCGACGGCUGGGUACAUCGUUCCAGCACAAGCAUCGUACUAUUUACUACGGCGCGCUACCUCCACCGGCUGAGGUCGUCAAAGGCACCAUGAUGCAUGCGGGACUUCCACCGGUAAUCUAUCAGGACGCAUAUUACAGUGAUGAGAAGGAUGUUCCAGAUCGGCCAAGAGAGUAUGCGGGUCGCGAGUUCAAACUACAAAGCACCACAUUACCGUAUCUUCCUCCUUUCGACCCCACUGGUAAUUCUCUUGCCAACAUUGGAGAGUAUCCCGCAGUUGUGUUAGACAAGAAAAAACAAGCUACAAUGGAUCAAGAACGAUCACAUAACUGUGGUUUGCGUCACUGGGAACUCUCAAGACCUCCUCCUACUUUCAAAGAGGUGAAGCGCUGGACCAGCCGUCACGUCAAGCAACGAAAAGUGGCGAAGCCUAAAAUCAAGGCACAAGACGAGACGGCAACUAUGCCAGUGCGCAAAUUCAACCCAAUGAGCCACAUUUCACAGAUAGAAGGUCCAACGCAGAAGAAUCCUCAUGGCUUCAAGUACUCACAGAAGCAAAAGACAACUAGUGUUAAGCACGAAGCUCAGUAUAUGAGCAUCAUGAGCUUAGAAGUACACGUUAACUCAAGAGGCUCACUCGUACCAGACCCGGCUGAAGAUGAGAUCCAGUGCAUUUUCUGGAGCGUACAAGGCGAAGAAAACGCGACCACUGAUCGACCGCGUUCCGGUAUACUGUGCUUCUCGGAAGAAGAUGGCAUCGCUAUGCGCAUUGCUAAGCAAGUUCCGGUCGAAGUUGAAUACGAGGAAGACGAGCUAGAUCUCAUCAACCGCGUGGUCGAUAUCGUCCGCCAAUUUGACCCGGACAUACUCACGGGAUACGAAGUACACAAUAGCUCUUGGGGUUACCUCAUCGAACGCGCGAGGAUGAAGUACGAGUACAAUCUUUGCGAUGAGAUCAGCAGGAUGAAGUCGCAGUCUCAUGGCAGAUUUGGGAAAGAGGCCGACCGCUGGGGCUUCACGCAUACCUCUACUAUCCGUAUCACUGGCCGACAUAUGAUCAACAUCUGGAGAGCUAUGCGCGGAGAGCUGAACCUGUUACAAUACACCAUGGAAAACGUGGUCUUCCACUUAUUGCACAAACGCAUACCGCAUUACCAACACUCCGAUCUCACGACUUGGUAUACAAAUGGAAAUCCAAGGGAUCUGACAAAAGUGAUUCAUCAUUUUCGCACACGCGUGCAACUCAAUCUCGACAUCUUGGAAGCAAACGAAAUUGUGCCUCGUACUAGUGAGCAAGCUCGCCUGCUUGGAGUAGACUUCUUUGCAGUCAUUUCACGAGGCUCUCAGUUCAAGGUCGAGUCUACCAUGUUCCGCAUCGCAAAGCCAGAGAAUUUUAUCCUUGUAUCACCGAGUCGGAAGCAGGUCGGUCAGCAGAAUGCGCUCGAGUGUCUACCGCUGGUCAUGGAGCCGCAGAGUGCAUUCUACUCAAGCCCCGUUCUCGUUUUGGACUUCCAAUCGUUAUAUCCCAGUGUCAUGAUUGCCUACAACUAUUGCUAUUCAACAUGUCUCGGACGUAUCGUCAGUUGGCGAGGUCAGAACAAGAUGGGUUUCAUGGACUUCAAGCGCGAGCCGCAGUUGCUGGAAUUGGUAAAAGACCACAUCAACAUUGCGCCGAACGGCAUGAUGUAUGUCAAACCAGAAAUGCGGAAGUCCCUGUUAGCGAAGAUGCUUGGCGAAAUUCUGGAGACUCGUGUGAUGGUCAAGAGUGGGAUGAAGCAGGACAAAGACGACAGAACCUUGCAGCAGCUACUGAAUAAUAGGCAGCUGGCGCUGAAGCUAUUGGCUAACGUCACUUACGGCUACGCAUCUGCGUCGUUUUCCGGUCGUAUGCCAUGCUCUGAGAUAGCAGACAGUAUCGUCCAGACUGGUCGCGAAACCCUGGAGAAGGCCAUUGCAAUGAUACACGCUACGGAGAAGUGGGGUGCGGAGGUCGUCUACGGAGACACCGAUUCACUGUUCAUCCAUUUGAAAGGACGCACCAAGGAUCAAGCAUUCACCAUCGGCGAGGAGAUAACCGCUGCUAUCACCGCUGCGAACCCACGACCCAUCAAGCUCAAGUUCGAGAAGGUAUACCAUCCUUGCGUUUUACUUGCCAAGAAACGUUACGUUGGCUUCAAGUAUGAGCACCGCAACCAGAAAGAGCCCGACUUUGACGCGAAGGGUAUCGAAACAGUCCGUCGCGACGGUACGCCUGCAGAGCAAAAGAUUGAAGAGAAGGCUCUCAAGCUCCUUUUCCGCACAUCAGACCUCAGCCAAGUCAAGCGGUACUUCCAGGAGCAAUGCGCGAAGAUCAUGGAGGGCCGUGUCAGUAUACAAGACUUCCUCUUCGCCAAGGAAGUCAAGCUAGGCACGUACUCUGACAGGGGCCCUCCGCCGCCCGGUGCCCUCAUUGCUACCAAGCGUAUGCUCGCCGACCCGCGUGCCGAGCCUCAGUAUGGCGAACGCGUGCCAUACGUAGUCAUCACCGGUGCACCCGGAGCGCGUCUCAUCGAUCGCUGCGUCAGCCCGGAGAUCUUGCUUCAAAACGACCAUCUCGAGCUCGAUGCCGAAUACUACAUCAGCAAGAACCUCAUCCCACCACUCGAGCGCAUCUUCAACCUCGUUGGCGCUAAUGUAAGACAAUGGUUCGAUGAGAUGCCGAAAGUCCAGCGCAUCCGCAAUAUUACAAUUCCCAUGACCAUCAAGCACGACAAAAGCAACGCGCUCUCCUCCGUUGGCAACGCAUCCCUCAAGAAAACUCUUGAAAGCUACAUGAAAUCUUCAAGCUGCAUGGUCUGCCGUUCGAAACUACCUCAAAAUCCACCUACACAUCUCCCAGGCAGCGAAAACAAUCCCUACGCCGUCCUCCCACUUUGCGCAAAGUGUCUCAAGCGCCCAGCACAUUCACUUCUCUCGCUCAAGUACCGCAUCUGGGACAGCGAAACGCGCGUCGCAGAAGUCGAACAGGUAUGCCGGCGCUGCUCGAAUCUCGCCUGGGGCGAAGAGAUCAAAUGCGAUAGUAGGGACUGUUCAGUCUUUUAUACGCGCAUCAAGGAACGUUCGAGGUUGACUGCGCUGAAAGACAGUGUUGGGCCUAUUAUUGAGCUCAUGGAGAAGGUGGAUGCCGAGGCGGGUUUGGAAAGGGAAGAUAGUAGAGUUGGUAGUGAGGGUGGGGAGUUGACAUGGUAA
Molecule: messenger RNA, 5103 nt
Organism: Alternaria viburni
Lineage: Eukaryota; Fungi; Ascomycota; Dothideomycetes; Pleosporales; Pleosporaceae
Exons: 2
Coding region: 1-5103 (1700 amino acids)
Biological process (GO): double-strand break repair via homologous recombination; error-prone translesion synthesis
Cellular component (GO): nucleus; zeta DNA polymerase complex
Molecular function (GO): nucleotide binding; DNA binding; DNA-directed DNA polymerase activity
Source: RefSeq, a predicted model, not a curated record